AUGGAUUUCUACACUAGUGGUAAAGAGUACGGCAAACGAAACAAGCUCGAAUUUCGUCAGUUUGUGGGAGUAUGAAAUCGUCUUCUUAAUUCGUGAUCACAUGUAACGCAGCAGCAGGCGGCAGGCGGCAGGCAGCAGCCAAGCUGAGAUGGUGCUGCUGUUGGCGCGAGCCAAUUACAAUUCCCAUUCCCCGCCUGCCGCCGACCCAGCCCUCGGCCUUCUCCCGCGCUGCAAGAAUCCGCGGGACUUUCGCCCUCUCCAUGCCCGCCUCAUCACGACGGGCCUCCUCUGCGACCCCUCCGUCGCCGCCCGCGUCGUCCUCCGCCUCUGCUCCUCCCCCCACCCUCCCCUCCGCCGCCUCGCCCGCCGCCUCUUCUUCUCCCUCCUCGACCCCUCCGACUCAUCCGAGCGCUCCGACCCGUUCCUCUGGAACGCCCUCAUCAACUCCUCCUCCUCCCCCGUCCGAGCGCUCCUCACCUUCUCCCUCAUGCUUUCCCGCGCCACCGUCGCCGCCGAUGCCUUCUCCUUCUCCCUCGCCCUCAGGGCCUGCUCGCGCGCUUCCUCCCUCGCCGUCGGCUUGCAGAUCCACUCCCUUAUACUAAAAUCCGUGCACUCCCCGAAUCUCUACCUUCAGAACGCCCUGAUCGCUUUGUACUCCAAAUGCAGGCUCUGCGGCGCUGCCCGCCAGGUGUUCGACAGAAUUCCCGUCAGGGACUCCGUCUCUUGGAACUCGAUGAUCGACGGCUACAUCAAGAACGGCGACAUGGAUGCGGCGGAAAACCUUUUCGACCGGCUCGGCGAUGCAGAUAGGAAUUCGGUGACCUGGAAUACCAUGAUCGGCGGGUAUGCCUCUUCGGUUGACGGGAUUGAUGCUGCGCGUGCUCUGUUCGACCGCACGCCUGUGAGAGAUUUGGUUUCGUGGAAUCUGAUGAUUGACGGUUUUGUUAAGUGUGGGAGAUUGGCGGAUGCGGAGUGUUUGUUUCAGCAAAUGCCUAAGAGGGAUGUGAUAUCAUGGGCCAACAUGAUUAAUGGUUACAUGGAUGCUGGGAUUAUUGGCAUGGCUCGGAUGCUGUUCGAUGAAAUGACCGGGAGGGAUGUGAUUGUGUGGAACGUCAUGAUUUGCGGCUACGUGAAUAACGGGAAAUUUGUCGAGGCGUUGCAUCUCUUUAAUGAGAUGCGAGCGGAAUGCGACGUUUCUCCUGAUAAUGUAACUCUAGCAGCUGCGCUUUCUGCUGUGUCUGAGUUGGGCCGCCUGUGCGAUGGUAUUGCUAUACAUGACUAUAUCAAAAGAAAUCACUUAUCUUUAGAGAGGAAGCUAGGUGUUGCCCUAAUUGACAUGUACUCAAAGUGUGGUAGGCUAGAUGAUGCAUUGGAGGUAUUCGAGGUUGCAGGAAGGAGCAUCGAUCAUUAUAAUGCACUGAUCGGUGGUCUAGCCAUUCAUGGCUAUGGUGAGAUCGCUCUCAAGCUCUUCUCAGAGCUGAGGAGGUGCUUGUUGAAGCCUGACGAUAUUACAUUUGUUGGGCUUCUCAGCGCUUGCAACCAUGCAGGUUUAGUUAAGGAAGGUUUGAUUUGCUUCGAAAUUAUGAGGAGAGGUUACGGCUUGGAACCUAAGUUGCAGCAUUAUGCUUGUGUGGUUGACAUUCUUGGUCGUGCAGGCCAUUUGGAAGAGGCAUGGAGGCUCAUUGAGAGCAUGCCGAUUGAACCAAAUGAUGUUGUGUGGAGGUCCUUGCUUAGUUCCUGUAGAACCCAUGGGAACUUUCAGAUCGGUCAAAGGAUAAUGGAAAAAUUAUUAGGAUGGAGUGGUUUCAAUUCUAGUUCGUAUGUACUUCUGUCUAAUCUUUAUGCGAGUGUGGGGAUGUGGCGUGAUGUUAGUGAGAUUAGAAUGGCAAUGAAGGAGAAGGAUGUAAGGAAAGUUCCUGGAUGCAGUUGGGUUGAAGUUGAUGGUAUUAUUCAUGAAUUUGUUGUCGGGGAUAGUUCAUACUCGCAAGCACAACAAGUUUACUCUGUCUGAGCACUUAUAUACAACUAAAGUUUAUAGUUCCCAUGUUUUAUGGAUUGUACAUGCCAAUUUUAAAAUUUUUCUUGUCUAUAUCAGAUUAAGCUCAGUUUUUGGCGAGAAGAAAUAAUAUCAACUUUUCAAUUCCCAAAUUGGAAACAGAGAGUCCUCUUGCUUUCUUCUCCUCAAGGGCCAGAACAAGAUAUCUGGUGAGAUCCACCUCAGGCAUGGCUUCACCACUCCAGUACAAACUAAGAGUUGCCGGUGAAGGUGAGGACCAUCGCCAAAGUGUGGAUCAGGAUGUCUUCCAAGGAGAGCACCGUCACCAACAAUACUUCUUUAACCUAUAAAUCAGUGAUGUUGCUUGACUGUGCUGUAUUCAAUUGAUGCCGGAAGUCUUGUACUCUGUCUCACAGCACCACCAGUCCUCAUCCUCUCCAUGUCAGCCAUGCCAAGGACAUUCUCUUUCCCGUCCUCUGCCCGCUACCCAUUGUCAUUAUUGAUUCAGAUUUGUCUGCUUUUGGAUCUUCAGAUCUGAUAGUUUUAUGGCUUCUAUGACUUCAACCCCUAUGACCGCUCCGACUCCGACCCGUAUUCCUGCAAUUGCUUGAUUGGAUGUUAACUUAAUAGACACCAACUAUCACAAAUGGUCAGUUUCUUUGAAAUUUCAGUUCGAUGCUCAGGCAAACUGAUGGCACUACACCACCGACGAAUGCAGAAUUGGUUAGUGAUUGGGCUUUUCCUGAUUGAUGUGCUGGAGGAAUUAUUUCUUCAUCCGUUUAUGUUGACAUUUGCAUGCUGUUGGCAAGUUUUACCACUGCUCAGCAAAAGUAGGCACACUUUCAGAGUCUUUAUGAGCAAUUAAGUUAUGCUUAGUCGUAAGCUGAGUUUCAAGGACUCUAAUUGGCACAUCAGGGUGAAUGCUCAAUUCAAGAGCUUUACAACUUUAUGCAAGCUCGCUAGCGUCAACUUCAUACUACGGAAGAGCCCUUAUGUGCUACCAGCUCAACCUGCAGGUAUGCUAGAAAACAAGAGUAAGGGAUCAACAAUGACUCUUUCAGUUCCUUGUGCAGCUCCUCCCAGAGUUUGAAGCUUUGCGAGGGCAACCUUUGCACAGAUCUCCACUUUCGACUCUCAGUUCAGCAUUGGCUGAACCUGUUGCAAAAGAGAGACGUCUUCGAGUCUUGGCUUCUUCUACAUCUUCUAUGCCAAUUGUUCUUGCAGCACCAGCUGAUCAGUCAAUGCCUCAAGCCAUUGGCUCCGCUCUCUCUGUAUUCUAGGGUUCUUACAACACCAGAAAAAAAAAGAAAAAAAGAAAAAAAGAAGAAAAGAACGUAGCAUUCAGUGUCGGUGUUGUCUUCUCUGGGCUCAUACUGUAUAAGAAUGUCAACAGAAGAAACAAGCACACUCGUUUUGUUACUUGAGACAGAAUUAUCCUAUUACCCUUGUUGUUC
Messenger RNA from Ananas comosus (pineapple), 3450 nucleotides. RefSeq names its product pentatricopeptide repeat-containing protein At2g45350, chloroplastic. The record is from RefSeq and is a predicted model, not a curated record. Gene Ontology annotation, biological process: RNA modification. Bases 149 to 2011 code for a protein of 620 amino acids. Gene Ontology annotation, molecular function: RNA binding; protein binding. The transcript has 2 exons. NCBI's taxonomy places the organism in Eukaryota, Viridiplantae, Streptophyta, Magnoliopsida, Poales, Bromeliaceae.